Molecule: messenger RNA, 222 nt
Organism: Echinococcus granulosus
Lineage: Eukaryota; Metazoa; Platyhelminthes; Cestoda; Cyclophyllidea; Taeniidae
Exons: 4
Coding region: 1-222 (73 amino acids)
Source: RefSeq, a predicted model, not a curated record
AUGGUAUGUAUAAGGCAAGGUGAUGUAUCUGAAGAUAAUGGUAAAGGUGCCGAUAAAGUUUCACUAAUUAAUAAUUUGCAGAUGGCCAUUAUUAUGACACUUCUCAAGGAAUCACCUCAACCCUGUUUAAAUGAUACAAGGAAAAUUGUAAACCAAAAAACCUCUAAGUUGAAAAUAGUUUUUGAUGACUCUAGUAAGAAUAACUAUAUAUUGGAGAAUUAG